This is a messenger RNA of Gadus morhua (Atlantic cod), 1317 nucleotides long. It is a transcript of the gene rcl1, whose product is annotated as RNA terminal phosphate cyclase-like 1. The coding region runs from base 107 to 1225 and encodes 372 amino acids. Gene Ontology annotation, biological process: ribosome biogenesis; endonucleolytic cleavage of tricistronic rRNA transcript (SSU-rRNA, 5.8S rRNA, LSU-rRNA). The transcript is spliced from 9 exons. NCBI's taxonomy places the organism in Eukaryota, Metazoa, Chordata, Actinopteri, Gadiformes, Gadidae. Gene Ontology annotation, molecular function: RNA endonuclease activity. Gene Ontology annotation, cellular component: nucleolus. The record is from RefSeq and is a predicted model, not a curated record.
UGACCCUCCUGCCACUCCGUACUCUCCCCCACCACCACCACCGCCUCCCAGCUCUCCGAACCAAACACACGUGGAAACUCAUGAACGUGUUUCUGAGACAAAAAACAUGACAAGCCACGGACUCGAGUAUGAAGGAUGCAAUUUCUUCCGACAGAGGCUAGUAUUGUCCACGUUAAGCGGGAAGCGGGUUAGAAUAAAAGGCAUCCGUUCCCGAGACGACAACCCAGGGCUGCGAGACUUUGAGGCCAGCUUCAUCAGGCUCCUCGACAAAGUGACCAAUGGAACUAAGAUAGAAAUUAAUCAAACAGGUACCGUGUUGUUUUACCAGCCUGGCCUGCUGUUGGGCGGAACCAUAGAGCAUGACUGUAACCCGCAGCGGUCUAUCGGCUACUACCUGGAGGGGCUUCUCAUGCUGGCUGCCUUCAUGAAGACGCCCCUGAAGGCCACCCUGAAGGGAGUCACCAACGACCCCACUGACCCCUCCGUUGAUCUGCUUAAAACCACAGCCCUCCCUCUACUGAAGCAGUUUGGCAUCGACGGAGAUGGCUUGGAAAUGAAGGUGGUGAAGAGAGGCAUGGCCCCCGGCGGUGGAGGGGAGGUGAUAUUCUCCUGUCCCAUACGCAGGACCCUCCGGCCGGUGCAACUGACGGAGCCAGGCAAGAUCAAGAGGAUUAGAGGCAUAGCAUACUCGGUGAGAGUCUCCCCACAGAUGGCCAACCGGAUCGUAGACUCAGCCCGCAGCGUCAUUAACAAGUUCAUUCCAGAUAUUUACAUCUACACGGACCACCUGAAGGGAGCCAACUCUGGGAAGUCUCCGGGCUUCGGGCUGGUCCUGGCGGCGGAGACCCAGAAGGGGUUCUUCCUGAGCGCCGAGCUGAGCUCCGCACCACAGGGCCAGGGGCCAACCAUUCUCCCAGAGGACCUCGGCAAGAACUGUGCCAAGCUGCUGCUGGAGGAGAUACACAGGGGCGGCUGUGUCGAUUCGACCAAUCAGAGCCUGGCGUUGCUCUUCAUGACCUUAGGCCAACAGGAUGUGUCAAAGGUGCUGCUCGGUCCACUCUCUCCCUACACGGUUGAAUUCCUCCGCCAUAUUAGAGACUUCUUCCAGAUCAUGUUCAAGAUGGAGGCCAAGCCACCGCUGGAAGACGAGAGGAAGGGAGGGGAGAAGGUGCUGAUGACCUGCGUAGGAGUCGGCUUUAGCAACAUUAGUAAAGUUACCAAGUAACUGUUUUUAUAUCACUAACCCGUCAUUUUUAUAUGCUCAAACAUGUCCGUCGGAUUGGGAAAGGAGGUUUUGUAAUUAAAUUAUAAAGUCGA